Toxoplasma gondii ME49 is the source of this 3569-nucleotide messenger RNA. RefSeq names its product NOL1/NOP2/sun family protein. The coding region runs from base 264 to 3176 and encodes 970 amino acids. Gene Ontology annotation, biological process: RNA methylation. The transcript has 19 exons. The record is from RefSeq and is a predicted model, not a curated record. Gene Ontology annotation, molecular function: RNA binding; methyltransferase activity. Lineage: Eukaryota; Apicomplexa; Conoidasida; Eucoccidiorida; Sarcocystidae.
CGAUUCAUCAAAAAAAACAAUCAAAAGCUAGAUAUCGGACGCCUCGCCGCUCGGUUGCUUUCCGUGAUUCUCGCCGACUGAACCGUGCGCUCUCAACUUUCUCCCGCAUGCAGCCCCGUCAGCGAAGUUGAGACUCGCGGCGUUCUGUGAGGGUCAAGCUUUCCUCUCUCCUGGCCUGUUCCGUUUGCCGCCCUCCUCUCCCCCGGCGUCUCUGCCUCCACUUUUUCAGUUUCACCGACCUCCCCCCGUCUGCUUUUUCCACCAUGCCGAAGAGGAAGCUGUGCGGAGACUCUUCCGGUGUGCCUGCACCUCUCGAAGCGGCUGCAGAAGAGACAGAGAGGACAACAGCAUGCCGGGGAGCUUCUGAAGGCGCUGCAUGCAGCGAGAGAAAUGCCGGAGCAAGCGGCUUUGGAGGCGAACGAGGAGAAGAGAGGGACGGGAGAAACGGAGAAAAACAGUGGAGAGAGAGGAGUCGAAGAAGAUGCGGGAAGCGCAGAAAGGAACAGACUCACGACGGAGACCGAGGCAAAGAAGAAGAAGGAAAGGCCAUGCCUUACGCUCCGCUCAUUUAUGAGAAUGCCGCUUUCGAGGAAUAUUACAAAGCUCAGAAAAUUUGUCCACCCCAAGAGUGGAACAUGUUCAUGGCGUGUAUCAAGACCUCCUUGCCGGCAUCGGUCCGCGUCAAUCGCUCUGCGCCUCUCUGGAAGUCGACUGUCGAUUUGCUAAAGCAGCUCAGCACCAAAGAGAAAGACGAGGCCGGACUGGAAGAGUCGCUGCAACCGCUCACUUGGAUGCCUCAUGAGGUCGGAUGGCAGUGGAACACUGUCUGCAAGGUUCGCCUGCGCCGAGAUGACUCUUUCAAACGCAUUCGCCGCCAUCUCAUGAACGAAGAUUAUCGGGGAGGCUUGACAAGACAAGAAGCUGUUAGCAUGCUCCCAGUUCUGUUCCUUGACGUACGGCCCGAACACCGCAUCCUUGACAUGUGCGCCUCUCCAGGAUCAAAGACGACGCAGAUUCUAGACAUGCUUCAGUGGCAUGCGGUGAAUUCUCUCCAGGACGGCGCGAAUUCGCAGGCGCUUCCCGGCCUGGGACCGCCAACAGGAUUUGUCAUCGCGAAUGACGUCGACGCUCAGAGGACUCAGACUUUAGCUCACCAGUGCAUGAAAGUGGCGUCGCCGGCCAUUGCGAUAAGCUGCUCUGACGCCUCAUUGUUUCCCCUCACUCUCCCCGACGGCCCCACAGGCGAGACUCGUCUUCAGUUCGACAGAAUUCUCGCUGACGUACCCUGCAGCGGCGACGGAACGAUGAGGAAGAACGGAGACUUGUGGAGAAAGUGGAGUGCGGGUGGCAGCCUCAGUCUCCACAGCAUUCAGCUGGGCAUCUUACAUCGCGGUUUGCAGCUUCUGCGCGUCGGAGGCCGCCUCGUCUACUCCACCUGCUCUCUCAGUCCUCUCGAAGACGAGGCAGUUAUAGCAGCUGUUCUUUUGCAGUACGGAGACGCAAUUGAGCUAGUUCCUCCGCCGCCUCUGCCGGGCCUACGCUUCUCUUGCGGGCUAUUCUCCUGGCUUGUGCCUGUGCCGGAAGUGAAGCAGAGGGGGAGGGAGGAAGAAAAAGGAAACGACAAGACAGAGAGGUCUGGCGGUCAGGAGGCGGAGGCUCAGGAGACAGCGCCAGUUAAUGGAGAGACAGGCUCUGCUCAGAAAUUCUUCACCUCUUUCGCAGAAGUUCCUGAACCUCUGAGGGGAAAAGUCAAGCCGACGAUGUUCCCACCCCCCUCUGGCGCAGCUCUGCACCUGGAUCGCGCUGUGCGUGUCCUGCCUCACCAAAACAACUCCGGUGGAUUUUUUGUUGCAUGCUUCCAGAAGAAAGGAGAGCUCCCUGCCCGAGGUCAGAGAGAACGCUAUAAGACGCGCACUGCGACGAAUGCUUCCUCGCCUUCCUCUCCUGCUUCUUCGGCUUCUUCUUCUUCGUCUCAUCCUUCUUCUUCGAUUUGUCCUUCUUCUUCGACUUCUAGGGAGACUGUGAAAGAGGUGAGAGCGACCGAGGACGUCGCUCCCGUUCCUGCGUGUGCCGUUCCUUCUCUCGCGUCCUCUCCCGCUCGGAAUCCCCUUCUCGAUGAAGAGGCAGACGACCUUUCUUCGUCUGCUUCUUCUGCUUCUGCUUCUCGUUUCUCUUCGUUCGGAGAAGAAGCCGACAAGGCGUUGUCAACGCAUUCUUUGACGCAUCCAGCUGUGGCUUUGGCCAUUGCCGCGAGUCAGCCGGGCAGGCUCUUCCACACUUUGCUUCCGAUCGACUUGCACGCGGAAGAAGGAUUCGAGAGUGCCUUGAGUUUCUACGGAUUUUCGAGGAACUCCGCGCCUGCUCUGGUCAAGGGAGAUCUUCGACACGCACAGGCUCUGCAAGACCUUCCAGUCCGCCAACUCACUCGGCGUCUCCACACACCCAGACGCGUGUACUUUGUCUCGGAGUCUUUCUCUGACCUUCUUCACCUUCUUCUUCUCCCUCCCCACAAACCUCGUCCUUCGUCGUCGGCUUCUAUCGGGCAAGGUGAAGGAGAGGCGGAAGGAGAGAGCGAGCGAAGAGCGAGUGGAGAGGAAGAACAGAGAGGAGAGAGCCGACUUGCUCCGGCGCGCGCUCCGAAGAAAGGCCGAGACGAAUUUCGCAUGAAAUGGCUGCAUGCAGGCGUCAAAGUUCUGGUACAGCAUAGCGGCACUCAUCAGCUUUCAGGGCGAUUCGGAGCUGAUGGCUGGAGAGUCACCCAGGAGGGCGCUGCGUUGAUGGUUCGCUACAUGCGCCGGCGCAUUCUUUUCUUGAAUCUGGAUUUUGCGUCUUCCCUGCUUCUCUCCGACUCUCGCAUUGUCGACCGAGAGGAACUUCUUCGAGGAGAACAAGAAGGACAAGUGACCGCUCUCGAUUCCUGUCGCGACGAAUCCGGUGCGUUGGAAGCGGGUGGAUGCGUCUGCGUUGUGUGUCCGACGGAGGUUCUCCCCUCGUCGAAAUUUCCGUCGCCGCGGCCGACAUUCUCUUCGCUCGCGGACGCUGUGUGCCUGAGUUGUCUUCUCACUCCCGGCGGCAACUUGCACUGCUACGUGAGCCGCACAGAAGCCGCAGGCCUCGCCUUCCACCUCUUUGGCAUCGACGAAGAGAUCAAAGACGAGGUGAACGAAGAAGAGUGAACGAGAAGAAGCGAGAAGAUCAAGAGGAGGGAGGGAGAAGAUACGUCGAAAACGAAGAUCCGACGCACUUGAUGUGAAAGGAGUCCUUCGGUAUUUGUCUAUCUUUGAGGCGGCGAGAUAACGCGAAAAAUAUAAGGGUCCGGUGUGUGGAAGAUUCUGUUUUUGUCAACAGUCGAGAACGCGAUUUUUUCAUAUAAGUAUUGUUUUCUGCGCUGUGGUUUCCUUCUCAUUUAGAGAUACGGCACAUUCUCCCGCGUUGCCGCCGUGCUUUUCUGCUUCCUGUCUUAUGCGUCCUCUUCUCUCCGUCUGUCUUCUCUUCGUGUUCUCUUCUUGCGUUUUCCACUCCACGUUUGUCGCAGAAACAAUUUGACGAAAAACUGUUUCCUAACCCCA